Messenger RNA from Lycium barbarum (goji berry), 4669 nucleotides. RefSeq names its product putative pentatricopeptide repeat-containing protein At1g12700, mitochondrial. The record is from RefSeq and is a predicted model, not a curated record. Gene Ontology annotation, molecular function: protein binding. The coding region runs from base 16 to 1791 and encodes 591 amino acids. NCBI's taxonomy places the organism in Eukaryota, Viridiplantae, Streptophyta, Magnoliopsida, Solanales, Solanaceae. The transcript has 2 exons.
CUCUAUCCAUUGAAGAUGAAGAUAAUUUCUGUGCGUUUCCCUCGCUAUGGUAAUCCGUUUAACUCUUUCCUUUCUACAUUUAGAGCUUGUUAUUCAAGUCGUAAUAAUACAUCUAUUUCAGUAAAGGGUAAACUUGGGUUAAAUAGCAAGAUUGAGAAUGUUAAGUGCUUAGAUGAUGCUGUUACUCUCUUCCAUCAAUUGGUUAGAAUGAAGCCUCUUCCUUCAGUUAUCAGUUUCUCUAAAUUAUUUAAGACUAUACUAACUAUGAAGCAUUAUUCUACUAUGGUUUCUCUUUUUGGAGAAAUGCAGAAACUGGAUAUCCCAAUUAGUAAUUCCAUCUUGAAUAUUGUGAUUAACAGUUAUUGCCUUAUGCAUCGUGUUGACUGUGCAUUUUCGGUAUUACCCAUUUACUUGAAGAAUGGCAUUCCAUUUGAUGUUGUCACCUUUAACACCCUAAUUAGGGGAAUCUUUGCUGAAAAUAAGGUUAAAGAUGCGGUUGAAUUGUUCAAGAAAUUGGUUAGAGAGAAGAUCUGUGAGCCCAACGAAGUCACAUAUGCAACCGUCAUGAAUGGGCUUAGUAAAAGGGGUCAUACUGAGAAGACUUUGAGUUUGCUCCGGUUAAUGGAACAAGGGAGCACUAAGCCCGGCAUAAAGAACUACAGCAUUGUGAUAGAUGCUCUUUGCAAAGAUAGAAACUUAGAUGCUGCUAUCAGCCUUCUGAACGAGAUGAAGCAGAAAGGUAUUCCUCCAAACAUAGUCACAUAUAAUUCAUUAAUUGAUGGUUUGUGUAAGCUUGGUCGGUGGGAAAAGGUUAAGAUGUUGUUCGCUGAGAUGGUGAACCUUAAUACUUAUCCAGAUGUGAGAACCUUUAACAUACUUAUAGAUGGACUAUGCAAAGAAGGGAAAGUUGAAGAUGCCAUGGAAAUAAUGAGACACAUGACCCAUAAAGGUGUAGAGCCUAAUUUGAUCACUUAUAAUGCGAUAAUGGAUGGAUAUUGUUUGUGUGGUCAACUUGAUAGAGCGAGGAAAAUGUUUGAUAUCAUGAUUGAUAAGUGCAUUGAGCCUGACAUUAUUAGCUAUAGCAUACUAAUAAAUGGAUCCUGUAAGAAAAAGAAAAUGGUUGAGGCAAUGCAAUUGUUUCAUGAAAUUUCUCAAAAGGGAUUAAAACCUGAUAUCUUUACCUACACUACUAUUUUGCAAGGUCUAUUUGAAGUUGGAAGAAUUGGCUCUGCAAAAGAAUUCUUUGAUGAGAUGCUGUCAACGGGGCCCAUACCUAAUUUAUACACUCAUUGCACUUUGCUCAAUAGUUAUUUUAAGCACGGAUUUGUUGAAGAAGCUAUGUCACAGUUUAAUAAGUUGGAAAGUGAGAUAGAGUAUACUAGUAUUGUAUUUUACGGUGUUGUGAUUAAUGGAUUGUGCAAAAAUGGUAAACUCCAUGAAGCUCAUGCGAUUUUCGAGAAGGUUUCUUUAAUGGGAUUGCUUCCGGAUGUGAGAAUAUACAAUACUUUGAUAAAUGGAUUUUGUCGAGAAGGGUUGUUGGAUGAAGCUAAAGCUAUGCUUAGAAAAAUGGAGGACAAUGGUUAUUUGCCAAACAAUGUCACUUACAACGUUCUUGUGCAAGGAUUUCUCAGGUGCAGCAAAAUUAGCGAAAUGGCAGCUUUCAUGAAGGAAAUGACUGGAAGGGGCUUCUCAUUUGAUGCAAGUACAUCUGAGAUUCUGGUAAAGGUUAUAAGCGCGAAUCCUUCCGUUCUUGACAUGAUACCAGAGCUUUACUCGGAAACUAAGAAGUGAAUAUUUCUUUCGCUUGGUUUAUUUGGCUCUACUAUCACUAUGGUACAAUUUCGGAUUACUAUCUGCAAAAGAAAUUGUAUCCGCUGCAAUUACGCAAGCUGAAGAAAUUACAAUUAAAACGAUGUUUGCGCUUUCCAGGCUGGCUUAUUGAGGAGGUACAUCACUUUCAAUAUUUUGAUUGUUUUUUUGACUCUUCUUUUACUGCUCUCUUGAUAUGAUAAAUAAUGUGAGUUUCCCUUCACAUUAUAAGUCUAGGAAUAUCAUUUUCAGUGCUACUAAUUAGUUAUCUUCCUGUAUUAUCAUUUUCUAUCUAUUUGAGAGUCAAUCACAACUGCUUACAACUUAGAAAUUACUUUCCAUUUUGUCAGAAGCCAUUCACCUACUUGGAAACAAUCUUUUUGAUAGUUUCUGAAGUCUUGGUAACAGCAACCACAAUUGGAGCACCGGAGUUGACAAGUUCAACAACAUCCUUUUCCCCGAAGCACUGAUAUGCUAUAUCUUAUAUGAACGGUCAAUACCAUAUUUAGAAUACUUAAGAAUAAAUUUUUUGAUGUUUAUAUAUGAUCCAAGAGUACCAGAGUUGAAAUAUAACUUGUUCAAAAUUGAUAAGGUAUACAAAUCUUUCAUCUUUAUUCGAAAAGGAUGGUAGUCCAUGUAGUCGUUGUCAACUACUCCAUAUAGUUGUUGUCAAUGUAGCUCUUUUUGCAAUUCUCCUUCCUUAACAUUAUAAAGUGCAUUUGAAGUUUAUGAAUUUUUUGAUUGCUCUGUAAUUGCUUGUUUCUUAUUUUGGUUUAUGUAUUUUAAAUUUCAUGUGCAUCUUCUACUUGUUAUUUAGAGUUUGAAAAGAAAUGGGACCCUUGACUUAUCUUAUACUACAGCACUGUGUUAUAAUGCUGGUAAUGUUAGCUAAUGAGAUGGACGCAGUUGAGCUUUCCUUGAUCAUGGUGUCCACGUGUAGCUUCUUCAUAUUUGUCGUUAGGGAUAUUAGUCGUCUAUGGGAUAUAUCAGAUAGGAGUAGCACGUAUCUAAUUUCUUCUAUGUUUCUAGAAUCGCGAGGCGUUUUAUUACAGGACGUCAAUUUUGUUUGUGUGUGGGUUUGCAGAACAGGCUCAUCAUGGUCACAACAGAAACUAAAGUUCUGCAAGCGAUGCAACUGAUAACAAAAAACUGCAGCAGGCACAUUCUUGUUGUUGUUAGUUGGAGAUGUUGUUCGUCUCGAUGCAAGUGAGCUUAGGGAUGAGCUCAACCGUUUAAACGCCUUACAUACAAGGAGGUUAUUACAUGACAGUGACGAGAAAUAAAUGGAUCAUAUGGCCUUAAAUCUCAACAUUCUUGGGUCUGCCAAACUGCUUUUGUGGUUUAGUGUGCUUAUGACUAGCAGUUGUUUAAUAUUGACAUAUUCUUCCAGUUAAGCUCAAGAUGUUUUCUGUGUUAGCACAAUGCUGAAAACAAUAGCCAUUUGUGACAGAUAUUUUUUAGCAUGACUGGUUUAAAGUGGGUCAUGCCAGAAUCUUCAAUCCUAGUUCAUACUUUGUUCUUUAGGUUUUUAAACGCGUCAACACGUAUUCAGAACAACCUUCCAUGAUUGUACUUUGCCUGGUGUACUCUUUUGUAGCUAUAACCUUUUUUAUAUUUGUAUCUAUAUAGUGAAGCCUAGGCGCAACGGUAAAAGUUGUCAUUGUGUGACACGGAGGUCAUGGGUUCAACCUAUGUUUGUAAAAAUACAAGGGAAGGCUGUGUACAUACUACUGUACAUGGUUCAGCUCUUUCUUAGGAUUCCAUGCACAAUGGGAGCUUGGUGCAUCGGCUGCCCUUUUUAACAUAUUUACAUUAUGCAUAACAAAAACUUUAAUAUAUCCGGUUCUGUAUUUGUAGGAAUAGUCUAGUCUGUUGAAUUUACUCACUGUAUAUGUGUGCUUUUUUAGAGAAUCUGAUUCAAAUUUUUUGGUCUCGAUAGAAAAUUGGGAGUCAACUAGUUACGUCUUCCUUGCACUUCAAAGUUGCAUCACGAGUUACCUUUUUAGAAGAAAAGAAAGCACUAUAUUGAAGCCUACUAUUAAUUUGCUAGGUUAAGAAGAAAUUUCUUUUGAAGACAGACAAAAUCUGUCAACAAUUCUCUACUGAAAUUGUUUGUGUCUUAAGUGUGUACUCUAGUCUCUGCUUGUUAUUUGAAAAACUUGGGGGAAAAGGGUCCUAUGUCUUAUCUUAUACUUUAGCACUGUGUUAUUAUAUGCUGGUAACAUUUGUUAGUGAGAUGAACGCAGUAGAGCUUUCCAUGAUCAUGUCUUCAUGUAUAGAUUAGUCAUAGUUGUUCAUUUAAGAUAUUUAGGUGUCUAUUUUAAUUUGAGUCCUGUGGCUGUGGGCAUCAUUAGAUAGGUGUAAAAUACAUCUAAUUUCUUUUAUGUUUUGUCACAAAAUUACCUUUUGAAUGUCAGCUUUGGUCUUGUUAUUUUAGUUCUCCUUUAUCAUCGUAAUAAAGUGCAUUUGAAGUUAUGAAUUGUAUGCUCAUAUACUCUUGUUGCAUUGUCUUGCCUUUACUUUGCCUUGUGAACAGAAGAAUUUUAUUUUUUGUUAUGCUUUUUUGUUGGACCAAACUAUCCCCUGCAAAAAUCAAUUCAGCUAACUGGGAGCAAAGGAAAGAAAAGGAGCAAGUGGGUCGCAUUAAUUGAAAAUUCUCUUCUUUAGUUACUUCCAUUUUUAUUUCUUUAAAUAUGCAAGUGUUUCAUAUUGUAACAUUAGUUUAGAGCAUUCUAUAAGCACCAGAUUGAUGCUAGAAUUUUGAUGUUUUGCAAGUUCACGGAGUAUUAUUAAUUUUUUUACAUGAUUAUGUAAGGGACAAGUUUGAUUUUAUUAAUAAGAAAAAGGAAAAAGGGCCAAA